Hevea brasiliensis (rubber tree) is the source of this 356-nucleotide messenger RNA. RefSeq lists its product as uncharacterized. Bases 17 to 259 code for a protein of 80 amino acids. The record is from RefSeq and is a predicted model, not a curated record. The transcript is spliced from 2 exons. NCBI's taxonomy places the organism in Eukaryota, Viridiplantae, Streptophyta, Magnoliopsida, Malpighiales, Euphorbiaceae.
CACCGUGAACUCCAACAUGAAUGCACAAGCUAGAAGGGAGGUAGUGACUAAAAAUGCACAAGGUGAUGUGGAGAAAAAGGUUGAAACAAUAGAUUACCGGUCAUCGGCAGGGCAAGGCGCAGAGAUUAGGAAUGUGCAGGUGGUUCACCAGUCCCAUCCCAAGGAAAAUUUGAACACUAGUGGCGGUGUCUUGUCUAAUGCCGCAGCUUCUGUGGCAUCCACCCUAGAGUCUGCCAAGGAUGCUAUCACCAAAAACUGACUGCAAAAUAUGUUUGGAGCUCUCUUUAUUAUCACAUCUUAAUUGAAAAUUAUUAGUGUCUUGAUCAAUCCUCUAUAUAUUAAAUUUUGUUCUGUAA